This is a messenger RNA of Trichoderma harzianum CBS 226.95, 1062 nucleotides long. RefSeq lists its product as hypothetical. The coding region runs from base 1 to 1062 and encodes 353 amino acids. Lineage: Eukaryota; Fungi; Ascomycota; Sordariomycetes; Hypocreales; Hypocreaceae. The transcript is spliced from 2 exons. Gene Ontology annotation, molecular function: molybdenum ion binding; pyridoxal phosphate binding; catalytic activity. The record is from RefSeq and is a predicted model, not a curated record.
AUGAAGAUAACGGCGAUUUGGGUCUAUCCUAUCAAGGCCCUCCGCGGCAUCCCGCUCCACAAUGCUCAUCUUGGCCCCCAGGGGGUCAAGUAUGACAGACGCUUCAUGCUCUUCAAAGUCGGCGACGACGGGGAGCUGGCCAAGAUCCAGCUUGACCGGUACCCCGAGUGCAGCCGCUUCACCCAGGAGAUUGUUGACGAUGAGAUUCAUGUGCGAUAUCAGCCCCCGAGAGAUCCGCUGGUGCCGCCGCGUCCGGAACAGAGCGUCGUCCUCCGCGUGCCUCUGAACCCUGACGUCUCGGGUCUCGACCGGCAGGUCAUCAACCUUCACCAGGCCAUGGUUGACGCUUAUCGAAUGGGGGCAUAUUUCGACGAGUGGUUCACAGCCUGCUUCGGCUUCCAGACUAUCCUUUGCUACAUCGGUGACGAGCGUCGCCCUGUUUUUGGCACCUUCUCACCUAGAGCUCAGCCCGCUGUCUCUGCUGCGCCUCCCGCCAAACAGGGCUGGCUUCCUUAUCUAUCUAGUUUCGUAUGGGGAGAUCAAUGCCAACAGCAGCAACCCGAGGCGGACUGGCUGGCCUUUUCAGAUAUGGCUGCCUACCUCGUCGUGACCGAAAAGUCACUCGGCAACGUCAACGCCCGCCUCUCCAGCGGUCCCGUGGAUAUCGUCAAGUUCCGCCCCAACAUCGUCGUUGACGGCGAGGGCGAGGGUGAGUUCGAAGAAGAUUUCUGGGCUGAGUUAUCCUUCGGCGGCCGCCCUACCCUAGCCAUGACGAAGCUGUGUAACCGUUGUACUUCCCUCAACGUCGAUUAUGACACGGGGCGGUUCGGUGAAGGCGAGAAGGGCAUGCUCUUGAAGAAGCUCAUGUCGGAUCGACGGGUCGAUGCAGGGUCCAAGUGGACGCCCGUCUUUGGCAAGUAUGCGUUCUUGGUUGAUGGCCUGGACGGAGUUGACAUAUCAGUUGGAGAUGAGGUGGCUGUGACGAAGAGGACGAGCGAGAGGCCAGUGUGGGAUUGGCCGUACAAGGAUAAGACGAUUGCUCGCUACUACCGAUAUGCGUAG